This is a messenger RNA of Salvia splendens (bonfire salvia), 1300 nucleotides long. Its product is annotated as traB domain-containing protein. Bases 85 to 828 code for a protein of 247 amino acids. The transcript has 6 exons. NCBI's taxonomy places the organism in Eukaryota, Viridiplantae, Streptophyta, Magnoliopsida, Lamiales, Lamiaceae. The record is from RefSeq and is a predicted model, not a curated record. Gene Ontology annotation, cellular component: mitochondrial outer membrane.
AAAGAGUGUAAACAAAUAAAUUGUAAACCUCUACCUCAUUAUACCCCAAGUAACCUACUCUGCUGGAGAGCUACAUAGCUAAAGAUGUACGGAUUCGCCAAUCGGCUCAUCCCUCUGUUCUACGCCGCCGCCAAAUCGAGCCGGUUGCUUUCCUCUCCCGCAGCGACAGCCGGAACCGAUCGGAUUAGUGAUCCUCACAACAACCAUGAGCGGAAACGGCGGAAAGAGGAGCCGCUGGAGAAUGUUGUAACGCUCACGUGCGAGUCAUCUUCGGAUGGAGGCGUCUGCAAUGUAUAUGUGAUCGGAUCCGAUCACAGAUCUCCGAAAUCAUGGGCAGAAGUUAAGGCUGUGAUGCAAACCGUUAAACCAGAGGCUGUUUUUUUGGAACUGUGCGCUAGUCGCCGCCAUAUUCUUACGCAUGAUAAAAUUGAGAUGCCAACCUUGCAAGACAUGGUGCAUAUGUGGAAGAAAAAUGAAAGUCUUUAUUCAAUUCUAUUCAAGCGGUAUGUUGCUAAGCAUGUGCCCGGUGGAGAUUUUCGUACGGCAUAUAUUGAGGCAACAAAAUAUGGUGCCAAGGUCAUACUUGGUGAUAGACCUAUAGAGAUUACAACUUUGAGAUAUUGGGCCGACACGUCUCUUUUGCACCUCUACCUGAAUCUUACAAGACCACCAUACGUUAUGCACUCCAGCAUAAGUCAGUCGUUGCUAGCUGUUGUGGGGAGGACUCAUGUACCAGGAAUCCAAAAUAACUGGAAACAACAUGUUGAGAUAAAGAUUCUGUGCCAUUUGCAAAUUACUUGGUCAUUUCAAAUUUUCUGGCCUUUGUAGGUUGCAAUUUCGAAUGUAUCAUAACUUCAUGUUUCGGAAUGUCAAAGGUGGAGCAGCUUCUGAAUGUUCCACUUCGAAAGAAAAUGCUUAUAAUCGCAUUAAGAGUUGCACAGGUUGCCUGUCUCUAUCUCUAUGGCACUUAUCCCUGCUUCGAUGAAUUGAGACAAGGAUGAAUACAAUAUGUUGAGGUUCUUCCAAAAGUUCCAAAAGAUCGAGUACAUUGAUUCGAUUUCGAUUCUCCCGUUUGAGUGUCUCAAUUUUGCCAUUGAAGCUAAGCCCAUAUACAUCAUUUGGGCUCGAAUUCUGCAGCCCCAUAUACAUUUAUUGGGUCAGGCCUGUUUGAUGCUAUAAUUUUAAUUGAGCCUUCGGUAGCAAAUGUAUGUAAUAGAGCAGACCAUUUGUUAGAAGUGGCCAUAAAAUAAUCAAUUAGAGUAGAGGGAUUUAUUAUAUUCUUAGCUCAUUGUUUUUAUUA